CGUUUCGAAAGGGUCAGCUCAGUCUCUUUCAAGACGAGUUCGGAGUUGAACGUACACUGAUUCAGUUUCGGUUCCAAGUGCUAAUCUUUGGGAUAUCACAAUCAAGAUGAUGUUGAUCCAAGUCUUUUCAGCCUUCAUGGUCUUGACACUGACAUUAGACAGAACAUACGGCAAACCCCAAGGGGAAGAUUUGACCAAUGAAACCGUCCUUCCCGUUCUCCCGGAAGAAGAUAUCAAGUACAGUUUCUUUCCUGAAAUCAAUAGCGAAUUCGCUAUUGAUGCCAAGGAUACUGGCGCCACCAUUCGUGGCAUGUUUGGCAUCACCGACUACCAAGGUAUCUUCAUGUACACCACCAUCAUUGUGAGUUUUUUGACGGUUCUGGCCAAAUCCAUGGGAAUCACGUUGUUCCCAGGGCUUACUGCAACAUUGGAACGUCUCACCGAUAGACUCGAUAUUGGUGUCAACGGUAUUAAGGAGGGUGUGGCCACGGUUAAAAAACAGAUUCGAGGGCGAGGUCUGCCCUUGGACGAAGUUGCACUCGAUUCCAUCACGGAUGUUGUGUACAAGGCUCUCGAUGCGUACGAGGGUUUUAACGAGAUCCAAUGAAUCGUAGACUAUGUACUCUGUAGUGUGCUUUGAAUUCUAUUGGAAAUAAAUAAAUAAACGCCUUUUGUCCAAGAGACCGACUACUAGAGACAGGCGUUUUUUUUAUUGGUA
This is a messenger RNA of Tigriopus californicus, 718 nucleotides long. RefSeq lists its product as uncharacterized. The transcript is spliced from 2 exons. NCBI's taxonomy places the organism in Eukaryota, Metazoa, Arthropoda, Copepoda, Harpacticoida, Harpacticidae. The coding region runs from base 107 to 607 and encodes 166 amino acids. The record is from RefSeq and is a predicted model, not a curated record.